GCACACCCUGCCUACCUAUCGCUAACGGACGUCGAAAUGGCACUUGUCCCCGCGCGCAAUGGCGCCAACGGCCCUCCCACUCGUGCCAGUCAGCUCGUCGAGACGAAGCAGUUCCAAACUUCCACCAAAGGCAAAGUGCCAACGGGCUACGCUGAGGAAAUCGCCAUUUCUGAGCACAGCUUUCGAGAUCUUCACCGCGGUGUCGAGCGGCAGCACGCUGUUGGUAAAAAGCGCAAGCGAGAGACAAAGGGCGACAGCAGCACAGUGUACGGCGCGGGCGCCUACAAAGGACCGUGGGCGAAGUACGAGGAGCGGCGCAUCGACAGCGACAGCGGCGAGGAGAUUGAAGUGGAGGUUGAGGGUGAUGAGAGUGGGGAGGAGGAGGUCAUCUACGAGGAAGAUGCGAUUGCGCCAGUACCGACCAAGGGUUCAAAAGCAGGCACGAGCUACGACAAAGUCGGCCAUGACAAGGAAACGAGCACCUUCGAAGGCUCGCAGCAGUAUGACUACCAGGGACGAACUUAUAUGCAUGUACCUCAGGAUCUGGAUGUAGACCUGGUUGGCGACUUUGAGAACAUGAACCUGAGGUGCUUUCAUCCCAAAAAGCUCAUUCACACAUACACAACCCACGGCAGAAACGCCCACGAGAAAGCUCUCACGUCCCUCAAAUUCUUUCCCAACUCUGGCCACUUACUCCUGUCGGCCGCGGCUGAUGGCAAAGUCCGCAUUUGGGAUGUCUACCACGAGCGAGAACUGCUGCGCUCCUACAAUGGCCAUACGAAAUCAGUGGUCGAUGUUGACUUUACUCCCAACGGCACACGCUUCCUAUCUGCUUCGUACGAUCGCCAGAUCAAGUUGUGGGAUACAGAAACCGGCCAGUGUAUCUCACGCUUUGGUACCGGCAGCACACCUCAUGUCGUCCGGUGGCAACCUGACGACCCCAGCGGGCACGAGUUCCUCGCCGGCAUGCACGAUAACAAAAUCGUUCAAUUCGACACUCGAUUACCUGCCGAUGGCGAAAAGAAGAAUCCAGUCCAGGAAUACGACCAUCAUCUCGGCCCCGUGAACACCAUCACGUGGUGCGACGAGAAUCGCAGGUUCAUUACCACGUCCGAUGACAAGAGCUUGCGAGCGUGGGAAUUCAACAUUCCGGUUCCUAUCAAGUUCAUCGCUGAGCCUUACAUGUUUCCCAUGGUCAAGUCUGCCUCGCAUCCAGCAAAGGGCGCUGUAUUACUCCAAUCCUCCGACAACACCAUCAAAGUGUACAACACUGGUGAGAAGAUCCGGCAGAAUAGAAAAAAGGAUUUCCGUGGACACAACAACGCCGGAUAUGCGAUCGAUCUUGCCGUCUCACCCGAUGGGGGCAUUGUUGCUUCCGGCGACAGUGGAGGCUUCGUGUGUUUCUGGGACUGGAAGACCUGUAAGAUGUGGCAUAAGAUUCGAGCUAGCGAUGCUGCUGUCAUAUCUGUGGCAUGGCAUCCCAGGGAAUCUAGUAAAGUUGUCACAGGAGAUUUAAACGGUGUUGUGAAGUACUGGGAUUAGGCGCGGUCACGUUAGAGCGCAGGCAAAGGCGACAUGCAAUGAUGAGAGACUUCGAUAAAGCUGAAACGCAAUGUGCAACGAGCAAGAGCAAGUCCACGCUUUAGGUGGCAGUUCACGCAACUUUGAUGCCCUGCUUGUUGUGCCUCGAGUGGGCGGGCAGAGAACGGAGCUCCUGAGUGUGCGCCUCAAUAUCAAGUCGCUACUGACAGCUAAAUUUCGCCAGGGUAGUACUACGAUGUUGAGCACAUUCGGGAACAGAACUCACAUGGGGUCACCCGGUGGAAUAGAAGACUGAGGUGUCUAAGCAUAGAAACUGCUCACAUAAUGAGCAUUGCGUACACUUGAAUCGGAGCAGGGCAUAUCAAUGAUCAAUCGACCCUGAUUCAGAAAGAAGCACGGAAGUUGCUCAGGGACGCAACACAAUCGAAACGGCAAGAGUGACUGACUCGAAAGCGCUAGAUGGCGGGGAUCGGGCACAGGGCCCAGAAGUACAGGUUGGUGAGACUGGUAGUCGCUUGUGCCUGCAACGGCAAACAACGACAGUACAGACAGGCCCAAGAUGUAUGUUCAGGCACAAUUGCUUCGAGCCUGUAAGGCACCGAGGCUGAUUUCCCCAGAGGCAACACACGCACAGAGGCGUAAAAGACUUGAAAAAGUCUGUAGCAGUGACGCUUGCGCGUAUGCUAAGGGUACAGUGCACAAGGCAACUGUCUCGAAGAAAUGAACGCUCUUCGGGGCAUAGCUUUUUGAAAGCAAUCGUGAUACGUUUUGGACCUAGAAAACAGCUUGGCGCUGUCCCCACUUGAACUCCUUGGUCAGGGUAUAGAGCCUUGUGCAAAGCAGUGACACUGCUACCUCGGAUUUCAUGUCAACUCCUGUCACCUCUUGUCCCGUCUCUAGUAUCCGAGCUCAGCGAGCUUGCUCUGCACGUCGCUCGACACCUUGCUUUGGGCCUCAACCAAGUUCUUGCGGGCUGCCUUCUUCUUCUCGUAGUAAGCCUGGCCCUUGACCUUGCGUCUCUCCUCGAGGCGGGAAACGACAUCCUGGUAUUUCCAGCCAAACUCGUGGCCUAGACGUCCGACAGUGCAGUACUUGCGACCGGGCUUGAGGCGGAGCACACGGAGAGCCUGAGGAACGACUUGGCGCUUCUUGUGGUCGUAUGGUGGGGGGACGCCCUCAAAGGUCUUCAGGCGUUCGAGAGCCUUCGCGCCGCGCUCUGUCUUGUGAGGAAUCAUGCCGCGGACGGUUCGCCAGAACAUCUUGGCUGGCGAACGGUAGUGCCAUGGACCACCACGGGUUGCGUUGUAUCGGGUCUGCUUGCGCAUGAAGGCCUGGUACUUCAGCUUGGCACGGAAGAAUUCUCCAGAGAUGUUGAGGGCCUCGCAGCGGACGACGACAAUCUUCUGGCCAUUGAGGAGUUGCUUGGCCACGGUCGAGGCGAGACGACCAAGAAGGUGUCCCUUACCGUCGACGACAAUCUGUGUAUAUCCAAUCUUAGUACGCGUCCCAGUAAUGUCCACUUCUGCACUUGAUUCCAUGCGCUCGCUCUGCUUCUCCCCGUGGUGUUUAUCUGUCUCUUCAAGAGCUCUGUCGCACUCUCUCACUGCCCCAUGCCCUCACGUUCACACAGUCUCUUUCAGGGAUGGAUUGUAGACGUACCACCGGUUCGAAGGUCGACAUGUUGGCG
Messenger RNA from Sphaerulina musiva SO2202, 3229 nucleotides. RefSeq names its product WD40 repeat-like protein. Gene Ontology annotation, cellular component: catalytic step 2 spliceosome. The record is from RefSeq and is a predicted model, not a curated record. NCBI's taxonomy places the organism in Eukaryota, Fungi, Ascomycota, Dothideomycetes, Mycosphaerellales, Mycosphaerellaceae. Gene Ontology annotation, biological process: mRNA splicing, via spliceosome. Bases 37 to 1542 code for a protein of 501 amino acids. The transcript is spliced from 2 exons. Gene Ontology annotation, molecular function: protein binding; mRNA binding.